Molecule: messenger RNA, 1101 nt
Organism: Rangifer tarandus platyrhynchus (Svalbard reindeer)
Lineage: Eukaryota; Metazoa; Chordata; Mammalia; Artiodactyla; Cervidae
Source: the annotation of a GenBank genome assembly
AUGGCGGGGCCGCGGGUGGAGGUGGACGGCGGCAUUAUGGAAGGGGGCGGGCAGAUCCUGAGGGUGUCCACGGCCCUGAGCUGUCUGCUGGGCCUCCCUUUGCGGGUGCAGAAGAUCCGAGCCGGCCGUAGCACGCCGGGCCUCAGGCCUCAACAUUUAUCUGGAUUGGAAAUGAUUCGAGAUUUGUGUGAUGGGCAACUGGAGGGGGCAGAAAUCGGCUCAACAGAAAUAACGUUUACACCAGAGAAGAUCAAAGGUGGAGUCCACACAGCAGAUACCAAGACAGCAGGGAGUGUAUGCCUCUUGAUGCAGGUCUCAAUGCCCUGUGUUCUCUUUGCUGCUUGUCCGUCAGAACUCCGUUUGAAAGGUGGGACUAAUGCCGAAAUGGCCCCACAGAUUGAUUACACAGCCAUGGUUUUCAAGCCAAUUGUUGAGAAAUUUGGUUUCACAUUUAAUUGUGACAUUAAAAUGAGGGGCUACUACCCAAAGGGAGGUGGUGAAGUGAUUGUCCGAAUGUCGCCAGUUAAACAGUUGAGCCCAAUAAAUUUAACUGACCGUGGCUGUGUGACUAAGAUAUAUGGAAGAGCUUUUGUUGCUGGUGUCUUGCCAUUUAAAGUAGCAAAAGAUAUGGCGGCGGCAGCCGUAAGAUGCAUCAGGAAGGAGAUUAGGGAUCUGUAUGUUAACAUCCAGCCUGUUCAGGAACCUAAAGACCAAGCUUUUGGCAAUGGAAAUGGAAUAAUCAUUAUUGCUGAGACAUCCACUGGCUGUCUGUUUGCUGGAUCAUCGCUUGGUAAACGAGGUGUUAAUGCAGACAAGGUUGGAAUUGAAGCUGCUGAAAUGCUGUUGGCAAAUCUUAGACAUGGUGGUGCUGUGGAUGAGUAUCUGCAAGACCAGCUGAUCAUUUUUAUGGCGUUAGCCAGUGGAAUUUCCAGAAUAAAAACAGGACCAGUUACACUCCACACCCAAACAGCUAUACAUUUUGCUGAGCAACUAGCAAAGGCUAAAUUUACUGUGAAGAAAUCAGAAGAUGAAGAAGAUGCCUCUAAAGACACUUAUAUUAUUGAAUGCCGAGGAAUCGGGAUGACAAAUCCAAAUCUAUAG